Pangasianodon hypophthalmus (striped catfish) is the source of this 3102-nucleotide messenger RNA. It is a transcript of the gene ngb, whose product is annotated as neuroglobin. The record is from RefSeq and is a predicted model, not a curated record. The transcript has 5 exons. Gene Ontology annotation, molecular function: heme binding; oxygen binding. Lineage: Eukaryota; Metazoa; Chordata; Actinopteri; Siluriformes; Pangasiidae. The coding region runs from base 568 to 1047 and encodes 159 amino acids.
ACUAAUGCUAGAAGCAUUAUGAGCCACAGACUCUCUCUGUCUGUCUAUCUGAGCCUGCUGUAUAGGAGGACAAGAACAUGUAGGAGUCUGCAGUGUGCAUGUGCAAAAGCUAGAAAGAUGAGAGAGCUUGAUACAGAAGGGCUAAUGGCAGAUAUCGACUCCACAACCUUGUCAUCUCACAUUGACUGCACAUCAAACUAGGCUGUGUGAGGGCGCGAGCUUCAGCAAGGGGAGAGGGAACAGAGAGUGAGUGAGUGAAAGAGAGAGAGAUAGGGAGAGAGAGAGAGAGAGAGAGAGAGAGAGAGAGAAUAAACGCAAGGCUUUACAUGCACAUAUUCACACAGAACACCCUGAAUUCCCAAAGCCCGAGAGGGAGCCACAGAGAAAGCGAGGUCACUCUAGAGCAGAAAAAUCAAGGUUGACCAGAAGUAAAGAUCUUUCUUGUUGUGGGAUUAAAGAAAUGGGAACUGUAGAUCAGGAAGUCGUGGUUUGAUACAGAGGACACCAAAUUUGAGGCAAUAUUCUUGUGCAAGUUAAGGCACAGCAUCACCUUCACUUAGUGAAAACAUGGAGAAACUCUCAGGCAAAGACAAGGAGCUGAUCCGGGACAGCUGGGAGAGCCUGGGCAAGAACAAAGUCCCGCACGGCAUCGUCAUGUUUACCAGGUUGUUUGAACUGGACCCAGCUCUGCUCUCCCUCUUUAACUAUAAAACCAACUGUGGAGUAGUGCCUGAGUGUCUGUCUAGCCCUGAGUUCCUGGAGCAUGUCACCAAGGUGAUGUUGGUGAUUGAUGCAGCUGUCAAUCAUCUCGACGACCUGAAUUCUUUGGAGGACUUUUUGUUGAACCUGGGCAGGAAGCACCAAGCUAUUGGCGUCAAAACCCAGUCCUUCGCUGUGGUUGGAGAGGCCCUGCUCUACAUGCUACAGUGCAGUCUUGGAACAGGCUACACAGCUGCACUGCGCCAGGCUUGGCUCAACCUGUACGCUAUCGUGGUGGCUGCCAUGACCAGAGGCUGGGCAAAGAACGGAGAACACAAGUCCAACUAAGCAGUGGUAGAACAUAGAGAAAGAUUUACCCUAAAGUUGGGCCAGAGAAAACCUUGUAGUCAGUGCAUUGGGCCGAGUCGUGUGCUCACAGGCCAAGUAUCUCUAACGUAUGACGUCUGAUAUAUUUGUAGUUAAAGUGGUUAGAGAUGAUGAGUACUAUCGGUGCAAUAAUUUGUAGGUUCGAUUGUUUGAAAUACAGACAACACAAAGAUGAAACAGUUUAAGGCUGAGGCUUCACAACUGGAACUUGCCUUGUAUAUAAUGGCUUGACGUGUCUCCUAUCUCUACUGGCUGUUGUGCUGUUUUUGAUGUUUCUUACAUAAAUGUCAUGAAACAGAGAUUUGACUAUGCACCAUCAGCCUGUUCAACUUGGAGCAACACUGGCUCGACUGUUCUGUCUCUCUGGAACUAACAACACUAACAAUCUACAAAGCUUUCUGAUCGUUGUAAUCUAAAUUACUAUAAAACUUCAUCUGAUUCAUAAACAUUCUUUACAUUUUCAGGAGUGAAAGUAUAAUGUUCUCUGUAACAAUAUUGUAAGAACAAGAAAGCAAUCAGUAAAGGUUUUCAGGAAAAAGAGGUAAUCUUCAAUUUCAGUAUUAUUACAUAUGAAAAACCAAUGCUAAGAAUCAUUACAAAUAAUAAGAUUUUUAAGACUGUUAGUUUCUGUGCCACAUUAUUACCUUACAUUUCAUUAUUCAUUUUACAGACUAACAAAAAACGAGAACAGACUGUUACUUAACACAAAGAGACUGUUAUGUCAUAUACACUGAUCCAAUUACACUGAUCCAGCACUGAUCCUGCGUAAUUGAUCACCUCACUGAUAAUAAGUUAACCAGUACAAUACAAAUUAAUUUAUUUAAUAUAAAUUUAGCUAAAAUAAAUUAAUUUAUUUUAGCUAACACUGCUUCUGAAAGUAAUUUAUUGUUGAAUGACUGUUUUAAAUGGCUUGCACAUUGUAAAAGUCAUAAACAGUAACGUUGACGGGAUACACGGACGCCUUUAAAUGUGAGCCCUAAGAUGUUAAAAGCGAUGAUUUCCUGUUUGCUGCUAUACAUAUUUUAAAAGUCUCUCAGUAGUACUACAGAAAUAUGGUUCUCUUUAUAUAAGAAAUAUUACUAGAUUUAAUAAUAAUGCCAAGCAUCUUAACACAUGGCAAGUUACAAUGACAUCAUGUAAACCAUUACGUGUUAUUCUGCACAACAUUAUAUUCAAGGUACUGUCAUGUAAUGUAGUUCUUCUUUCUUGGUGUUAUACUAUCUACUGUAUUUACAGCCUAUUUUUGUAUUUUGGUGUGUAUGUGAAUAGGUAUUGGUACACUGUUAUUACUUGGUGGUGCUGUAUAACAUUCUUGUGUAAAAUACUUUUUUUCUCUCAGUCCUGGACUGCAUUCAUUCGAAAGGAUGUACAGUAGGCUUUGAGAUGUCAAUGACUUUCAGCACAGAAAAUGAUCUGAUUUAAUUGAACCUAAAUUAGAUGCAUUCAUAAUUAAAAUGUUCCUUCACUCAAACUUUAAAAUUAUUGUAAGCAGUGUUUUAACUCCUUGAACCUCUGGCAGUGUUCAGCAGUGACCUGUGGCUUAUUAUACAGUUAUUCAUCUUAAAGCUAAUUAUUCAGUAACUACAGUGAAAUUAAUAGUAUUAUAUGUAACAUGGAAUGUAAAUCCGGGCCUGUGGACAGUUCCUGAGGGUUUAUGGAGUUAAAGGGUAAAUAUUCUCACAGCACUAUAAACAAACUUGUUAAUGUCUUUAUCUAUUUAUCCAAGAACUGUUGUGUGAGUGUAUUGCUAUAUUUGAUUCAGUAAUGUUCUUUAUUCUCUGGAUAUUCUGUAACUGAAGUGGAUGUCUACCUCACUCAUGUAGCUGCUGAGAACAGCGAUGAUAUGACCUGACUCCUCAACCAAAAAAUACUCAUGCUUCACAAGCACUGUACAUCUUGUGUUUCUUCAAACAUGCUGUAACACAAAUAAUAGUGGGCUCUGUCAAGCUAUUCUGUCAGGAUUUGUUUAGAGCUCAUGUGUUCAAAUGACAUGAAUAAAGAAUACUCAAUGUGUCA